CCGAGACGGAACCGGAGGUUCGGGUGGGUUCGCCCGCUUUCUCUGCUCCCGCAAACAUGCAGCCCGCAGCCUGAGCGCGGCUCGUCGUCACCGCUCGGUCGCCGCGCGGCUCCGGAGAUGCCAUGAAAAUCACGAGAGCCGAGUGAGAGACCGCUGCGAUCACACACACGGCGGCGGCGGCGGAGAUGGCGAGCCAUGGACGCUGGUGGGAAGCUCCGCAGUAGGUAGCGCUCCCGCAGACCCCAGAGCAGCCCGACGUCUCUGCCGCGCGGCUUAGCCGCCGAAGAUGGAUUUCAACCGGCUCCGGAGCAUCAUCACCAGAUACUGUGUGGGGGAGGAGAGCUGGGUGGACAAUCGGACCGUGUACAUCGGGCAUAAAGAGCCCCCUCCGGGAGCUGAGGCCUACAUCCCUCAGCGUUACCCCGACAACCGCAUCGUCUCCUCCAAGUAUACCUUCUGGAACUUCAUCCCCAAGAACCUGUUUGAACAGUUCAGAAGAAUCGCUAACUUCUACUUUUUGGUCAUAUUUCUGGUCCAGCUUAUCAUCGAUACCCCCACCAGCCCAGUCACCAGCGGCCUGCCCCUCUUCUUUGUGAUCACUGUCACCGCCAUAAAACAGGGCUACGAGGACUGGCUCAGGCACAAAGCGGACUGCUCCAUAAACGAGUGUCCCGUGGACGUGGUGCAGCGGGGGAAGGUGGUGAGGACGCAGAGUCACAAGCUGCGGGUGGGAGACAUCGUCGUGGUGAGAGAGGACGAGACGUUCCCCUGUGACCUCAUCCUGCUGUCUUCCUGCCGCCAUGAUGGGACCUGCUAUGUCACCACCACCAGCCUGGACGGAGAGUCCAGUCACAAGACUUAUUAUGCUGUACCAGAUACCAUGGCCUUUAGAACAGAGCAGGAGGUGGAUUCGCUACAUGCAACUAUUGAAUGUGAACAACCGCAGCCUGACCUCUACAAAUUUGUGGGACGCAUCAAUAUUUAUAGGGACAAAGAGGAGCCUGUGGCUCGACCGCUUGGAGCUGAGAACCUGCUGCUUAGAGGAGCCACCCUGAAGAACACACAACACGUUUAUGCUGUUGCAGUCUACACUGGCAUGGAGACCAAGAUGGCACUAAAUUACCAGUCCAAAUCUCAAAAGCGCUCCGCCGUAGAAAAGUCGAUGAAUGCUUUCCUCAUAGUGUAUCUGUGCAUCUUAAUAAGCAAAGCAGUGAUCAACACUGUUCUGAAGUACGCCUGGCAGUGGUCCCCCGACCGAGACGAGCCCUGGUACAACCACAGAACUGAGAACGAGAGACAGCGCCACGUGGUGAUCCGAGCAUUCACAGACUUCCUGGCUUUCAUGGUCUUGUUUAAUUACAUCAUCCCGGUGUCUAUGUAUGUGACGGUGGAGAUGCAAAAAUUCCUUGGCUCCUAUUUCAUCACCUGGGAUGAGGAGAUGUUUGACGAGGAGCUGGGAGAGGGAGCCCAGGUCAAUACGUCGGAUCUUAAUGAAGAGCUGGGACAGGUGGAGUAUGUGUUUACUGAUAAGACCGGCACCCUGACUGAGAACAACAUGGAGUUUAUUGAAUGCUGCGUCGAUGGGAACGUCUACAUCCCACAUGCCAUCUGCAACGGCCAGAUCCUCAGCGCCGCUUCCAGUAUAGACAUGAUUGACUCCUCACCUGGAGGAUACAGGAGAGAGCACGAGGACCUGUUCUUCAGGGCCUUGUGUCUGUGCCACACGGUGCAGGUGAAGGAGGAGGAGACGGUGGACGGCAUCAAGAGGGGCAUCCACCAGGGCCGGCCCACCUCCUUCUACAUCUCCUCCUCGCCGGACGAGGUCGCCUUGGUGGAGGGAAUGAAAAGGCUGGGUUAUACCUAUCUGAGGCUGAAAGACAGCUACAUGGAGAUCCUCAACAAAGACGACGAGAUUGAAAGGUUUGAGCUGCUCCACGUCCUGAACUUUGACUCCGUGAGGAGGAGAAUGAGCGUCAUCGUCAGGUCAAGCUCAGGUGAAUACCUGCUCUUCUGCAAAGGCGCAGACUCGUCCAUCUUUCCACGAGUGGUGUCUGGGAAGUUGGAGCAAGUCAAAGCUCGGGUGGAGCAGAAUGCUGUAGAGGGGCUCAGGACGCUCUGCGUGGCCUAUCGGAGGUUGUCGGUGUCGGAGUACGAGGAGGCCUGUCAUCACCUGACGGAAGCCAAGCUCGCCCUGCAGGACAGGGAGCAGAGGCUGGCGCACGCCUAUGACAUCAUCGAGAGGGACUUUGUGCUUCUGGGCGCCACGGCGGUGGAGGACAGGCUCCAGGAGAAAGCUGCCGACACCAUUGAAUCACUGCACAAGGCUGGGAUGAAAGUUUGGGUCCUGACAGGAGACAAGAUGGAGACGGCCGCAGCAACCUGCUACGCCAGCAAGCUGUUCCGUCGCAGCACACAGAUCCUGGAGCUGACGAAGAAACGCACGGAGGAGCAGAGUCUGCACGACGUUCUCUUUGAACUCAACAGGACUGUUUUGAGACAGCGCUCCAUUUCUGGGUUGUCUGUGGACUGCCUGGACUUUGGCCUGAUCAUCGAUGGAGCCACUCUGUCUGCAGUGUUGAAGGCCAACCAGGAAGGCGCCGGCGCCGGCAACUACAGGGAAAUCUUCCUGGAGAUCUGUCGCAACUGCAGCGCGGUGCUGUGCUGCCGCAUGGCGCCGCUGCAGAAGGCGCAGAUCGUGAAGCUGAUCAAAGCAUCAAAGGAGCACCCCAUAACCCUCGCCAUCGGCGACGGAGCCAACGACGUCAGCAUGAUCUUGGAAGCGCACGUGGGCAUCGGCAUCAUGGGUAAAGAAGGUCGACAGGCCGCGAGAAACAGCGACUACGCCAUCCCCAAGUUCAAGCACCUGAAGAAGAUGCUUCUUGUUCACGGCCACUACUACUACAUCCGAAUCGCUGAGCUUGUUCAAUACUUCUUCUACAAGAACGUGUGCUUCAUCUUCCCUCAGUUCCUGUAUCAGUUCUUCUGUGGCUUUUCCCAGCAGCCUCUGUACGACACCGCCUACCUGACACUGUACAACAUCAGCUUCACCUCGCUGCCCAUCCUCCUGUACAGUCUGGUUGAGCAGCACGUCACUAUGGAGACGCUGAAGCGGGCGCCCUCCUUGUACAGAGACAUAGCGAAGAACUCCCUGCUCCGCUGGCCAGUUUUCCUCUACUGGACGUGCUUGGGGGUGUUUGACGCCGUGAUCUUCUUCUUUGGUGCCUACUUCCUGUUUGACAACACCACCUUCACCAGCAACGGCCAGCUUAUGACCACCAACACACAGAUGAUGUUUGGCAACUGGACCUUUGGGACUCUGGUCUUCACCGUUCUGGUGUUCACCGUUACGCUCAAGCUUGCGUUGGACACGCACCACUGGACCUGGAUCAAUCACUUCGUCAUCUGGGGCUCGCUGCUUUUCUACGUUAUUUUCUCUCUGCUCUGGGGAGGCAUCAUUUGGCCGUUCCUGAACUACCAGCGGAUGUACUACGUGUUCAUGCAGAUGCUGUCCAGCGGUCCCGCCUGGCUCAGCAUCAUCCUGCUCAUUACGGUCAGCUUGCUGCCAGAUGUCAUUAAGAAGGUCCUCUGCAGGGCCAUGUGUCCCACAGCUACUGAACGUGCACAGGAGCAGAAGCUGCCGCGGGGCUGCUUGGCCGAGUUGACUCCGCUGUCCUCUCACCGGUCCCACGCUGGCGCCGGCACAGACUCCUCCCGCCUUCGCCUCGGCGCCGCAGAGACGCCGGCGCUGCGCAGGUCCGACCCCCUUCCCCACAAACUGCUGGCCCACUUGGCCGAGGGCGGCGGGCCGGACCUGCGCUCCCUGAGCCCCUGCGUGCUGCGACUGUCGGGGGCCGGAUUCGCCUACUACGCUCCAGGGCCGGAGACCUCGGUGUGAACACGGAUACUGACCCGAAAACUACGUCGGGCCCGAAAUACACAGAAAACAGGACAAUCCAAGAUGUGUGACCAAGAUUAGCAUGAGAAGGAUGGAAGAUUUAUAGAACAAGUACAAAGGAAGGUGUUGACAUCUGUAGCAGCGUGGCUCCUCCAUGCUGAGCUCACCAUGUGCAUUUUCCUACGUCAUCAGACUCGAACGCUUUGGCGUCGGUGGAGUCCCUGGUUUCCUUCCAUAAAAGUUCAAGCUCUUACUUGAAAAAGUCUAAACUAAAGGGGAACCAUUUGCGCAGGUGCAUCAUUUUUUGCACCAUGCGACUGUCAGUCCGACGUUUUGUACUGUUCGUCCUCCGUUUCACUCUCACUUGCCUGUUCCUCCACCUAAAUGUCCCUUUGUUUUGCUUCUUCGUACGUUUACGUGCAGUCUGUGGUCCGGCCAAGUCGAGGGGCGGCCGCGGGGCCCGGCCCCUCGCGUGUGCGUGCAUGCAUGUGCGUGAGUCGAAUGCAUGAGCUCGUUGUUGCCGUACGUUUCUAUGUGACACACCUUUGCCUUACAGGUGAGCACGCAGCAGUAGACUAGGAGCCAAAGGAGAAAGGUGUCAGAACGUAACACAUGUGUAUUACUGAGCCUUACACACACACACACACACAUACACACACACACACACACACCAUCGAGGCAAGAGACGGAGGAUGUGUGGCAUUCAGCCACUCUGCCUUAAAUCAUCCCACAUAGUCAUUGGAUUAUUAUUCUGGGUUCUGUGCCUAUUCUCAUUUCUCUCAUUUACCUUUGUGACGGUGCCAACCUGUCUCCUCUGCAUCGUGACCUCUCUUCGUUUCAGCUAUCGUCCUCCUCCGCCUCCUCCUCCUCUUCCUCCUCCUCCUCAGACAUCCUUCAUCCCAAACCCUUCAUGACCCCUUUGAUCAGCACACUGUACUCACUCCCGCCCCCAUGUGGCCGUUUAUCGUAACAGGCGCAGUUUUUAUUUGCGUGUGUUUGUGGAUGACUUGCUGUUCUUCUCUGUCGCAUGCUUGUGGGUUUGACGUUAUUGUGUGAAUGCCAACGUCGUCUCGUUUCACUGUGUUGCUUCGACUAAGACGUUUUCAUGUAUUCGACGAAAUAUUAAAGGCGAACACUGUUUCUGUAAGGACGAAGUGCACCCAUUUAGGCAGUGAGAGGCGGUGUUGUGUGGUCUGUCCUCAAAGCGGCGAUGUAACAAUCAAAUCAAUAAGAAUGUUGAAGUGACCUGUCCCUCACGUCCUCCAGCAGAAGAUUGUAGCUCAUUGUGGAUGAACCUGGUUAAUGUGUUUCCAACAUCUGGAGUCCUCUUUGUCCAAAGCGCAUCUGUUGCGUGACUGAAAUCUUGAAUGUCAGACUGCGAAGCGUGUUAAUAGUUUAUUUUCAUACACGUCUGCCAACAUAUAGAACAUAUAGAGUUUUAUUAACAGGUGUGAGAUGAUUUUUUUUUCUUGUUUCCUUUGAUUGGAGGCCUGAGUUUUUCCCACUCAGAGCUCACGAGCCUCCACAAGCCCACCGCCCUGACCUCAGUUGCUUGUAACGCAGCGUCCCACCUCACUGUGCUGCUGCCACACUGUGUCAGACAUGGUCUGCGUGUCAUCAACCAAUAAUACUAGUCUCUGGUUAUGUUUCCUUCCCACUUCUUGUCAUUUUUGCGUUUAUAUUUCCAUGUUUCUUUUGCUACUUUUGUAUCCCAGAGAGAAAACUAUAUUUUAAUGUUAGAAUGUGUGUUCAGGUUUCUAAUCAACACGAGAGCAACAUAUACAUUAUAUACAGUAAUUCAGUAGAGAUUUACCGUCUACACGCUGCACUUUGUUCUGCCGCAGGUCAGUUUCCUCCCUGGAAGCAGGUCUGUCGUUCGCCGCCUGGGGGCUGGAAGCAUUCACGCGUCUUCACAGUUUAUUUUUCUAAAAAACAAAAAAAGGAGAGAUUGUAGCAGGUGAGGACCACGUGACCAAAUAACUUGACGGGGGAAUGAACUGCUGGAGGUUGUCAGCCUCUGCAUCGGGUGGGGUUUUUUUGCACCAGCCGCCUUCUGCUGAUCAGAAUGUCAAACAGCUUUUCUACGUCCGUCAGCAGCAGGCGCUCGUCCUGUCACUGCUGAGCUUGUCUGAGCAACGUGCUUCAUAUCAUGCCAACAGUACAGCACUGUUUGUAUUACUAAACAGGUUUUGAGGAUUUUUUUGUUUUGUUUUGUUUUGUUUUGUUUUAUUGUUGGAUAAAAUUUUUAAAGUUGACUCAGCGACUUUUUGCCAGCGUGUCUGUAGCAAAUGAGGACAAAGCACUGUAUUGUCAUCCUGCUUGUAAUAAAGAGAGUGGAAACACUU
Messenger RNA from Betta splendens (Siamese fighting fish), 6240 nucleotides. Its product is annotated as phospholipid-transporting ATPase IH-like. The transcript has 30 exons. Gene Ontology annotation, biological process: phospholipid translocation. The record is from RefSeq and is a predicted model, not a curated record. Lineage: Eukaryota; Metazoa; Chordata; Actinopteri; Anabantiformes; Osphronemidae. Gene Ontology annotation, cellular component: trans-Golgi network; recycling endosome; endoplasmic reticulum. Bases 287 to 3895 code for a protein of 1202 amino acids. Gene Ontology annotation, molecular function: ATPase-coupled intramembrane lipid carrier activity; magnesium ion binding; ATP hydrolysis activity.